Molecule: messenger RNA, 1557 nt
Organism: Sphenostylis stenocarpa
Lineage: Eukaryota; Viridiplantae; Streptophyta; Magnoliopsida; Fabales; Fabaceae
Source: the annotation of a GenBank genome assembly
AUGGGUAACUGCAGCAGUAGCCACGGCGGUGCCGCCCCCUCCACAACCACACACUCCGACGACCUUCCCCGGCGCAACGGCAUCACCGUCCUACCUCCGAACACGAACCCUUCACCCCAACUGCCGAAGCCCCAAACGUCUUCCUCGCUAGGCCGCGUGCUGGGCCGGCCCAUGGAGGACGUGCGGUCAAUUUUCAUCUUCGGGCGCGAGCUGGGCCGCGGGCAGUUCGGCGUGACGUAUCUGGUGACCCACAAGGUCACGAAGGAGCAGUUCGCGUGCAAGUCAAUCGCGACGCGCAAGCUCGUCAACCGCGACGACAUCGACGAUAUCCGGCGCGAGGUCCAGAUCAUGCACCACCUCACCGGUCAUCGCAACAUCGUGGAGCUCAAGGGCGCCUACGAGGACCGCCACUCCGUCAACCUCAUCAUGGAGCUGUGCGCCGGCGGCGAGCUAUUCGACCGGAUCAUCACCAAAGGCCACUACUCCGAGCGCGCCGCUGCCAACUCCUGCCGCCAGAUCGUCACGGUGGUGCACAACUGCCACUCCAUGGGCGUGAUGCACAGGGACUUGAAGCCCGAGAAUUUCUUAUUGCUCAGCAAGGACGAUGAUUCCCCUCUCAAGGCCACGGAUUUUGGCCUCUCCGUCUUCUUCAAGCCAGGAGAUGUGUUUAGAGACCUUGUUGGGAGUGCUUACUAUGUUGCUCCUGAGGUGUUGAGAAGAAGCUAUGGGCCUGAGGCUGAUAUUUGGAGUGCUGGGGUUAUACUGUACAUUCUGCUGUCUGGUGUUCCACCUUUCUGGGCAGAAAAUGAACAGGGUAUCUUUGAUGCUAUUCUUCGUGGACAUAUUGAUUUCGCAUCGGAUCCUUGGCCUUCCAUAUCAAGUAGUGCGAAAGAUUUGGUCAAGAAGAUGCUACGAGCUGACCGUAAAGAACGGCUUUCAGCAGCUGAAGUACUGAAUCAUCCCUGGAUGAGAGUGGAUGGAGAUGCAUCUGAUAAGCCUCUUGAUAUUGCUGUUUUAUCCAGGAUGAAGCAAUUCCGAGCAAUGAACAAGCUAAAAAAAGUCGCCCUGAAGGUUAUUGCUGAAAAUCUUUCUGAAGAAGAAAUUAUUGGCUUGAAGGAAAUGUUCAAAUCCAUGGAUACAGAUAACAGUGGAACAAUCACAUUCGAAGAGUUGAAAGCUGGUCUCCCAAAACUGGGUAGUAAACUUUCUGAGUCGGAAGUAAGGCAAUUGAUGGAAGCGGCUGAUGUAGACGGAAAUGGAACCAUUGAUUACAUUGAAUUUAUAACUGCUACUAUGCACAUGAAUAGAAUGGAAAGAGAGGAUCACCUUUAUAAAGCCUUUGAAUAUUUUGACGAUGAUAAGAGCGGGUACAUCACAAUGGAAGAGUUGGAAUCUGCCCUCAAGAAGUAUAAUAUGGGUGAUGAGAAAACAAUAAAGGAGAUCAUCGCCGAAGUUGAUACAGACAAUGAUGGAAGAAUUAACUAUGAUGAGUUUGUAGCCAUGAUGAGGAAAGGCAACCCUGACAUAAGCCACGUAACCCACAGACGUCGCAAAUAA